Molecule: messenger RNA, 432 nt
Organism: Serpula lacrymans var. lacrymans S7.9
Lineage: Eukaryota; Fungi; Basidiomycota; Agaricomycetes; Boletales; Serpulaceae
Exons: 2
Coding region: 75-332 (85 amino acids)
Source: RefSeq, a predicted model, not a curated record
GCUGCCUGAACUCGGAGCUGAAUCAAAUCAAUCGUGGUGCAGAAGCCGUUCGAUGAUUGGAUAGCGUCUAAAUCAUGUCCGUAUCACGGUGGCCGCGAGUCAGUACACCAAUGAGGCGGACAAUACCGCUCGCGGGAUAUACCGCAUGGGCGCUCUCCCUGGAACUGAAAGCAAGUUACUCACUAGGGAAAUGGUGCAUGAUGUACGCCCGCUGUCUACGAUCAGAUGGAAGAGAAGAUUCAGGUUGUCGCUGGACAUGUCUCAGUGCAAUUCAUUUGACCAACCUCCAUGAUAGCGGGCAUUUCAAAUGCGUCUUCUGCGAGGUGGGAUGAAAACUGCAUUCGCUACAGAGCCGCUGGAACAUGAAUGGUGUUGCUGUCUACUAGCGCUUAUUCCAAGUUCCAAGUUCGUUGUACCGUACCAUGACCUCGC